Molecule: messenger RNA, 2894 nt
Organism: Clarias gariepinus (North African catfish)
Lineage: Eukaryota; Metazoa; Chordata; Actinopteri; Siluriformes; Clariidae
Gene: ppp4r2b
Product: protein phosphatase 4, regulatory subunit 2b
Exons: 9
Coding region: 196-1449 (417 amino acids)
Biological process (GO): protein dephosphorylation
Cellular component (GO): nucleus; protein phosphatase 4 complex; cytoplasm
Molecular function (GO): protein phosphatase regulator activity
Source: RefSeq, a predicted model, not a curated record
AGUAAACCCGUUAAAGAUCACACCGCACUGUUAAUGAGACGAGAGGGCAGGUCUCACGGUGUAGUGUGCGGACUACAACACCGGCGGCUUUCCACGUGUGACGUCACGCGCGCCAUAUUGAUUUUUUUUUCCUCUUUCCCCUUCAACUGUAGCCAUUAGCACGCCGCUUCGUGGUGGAUUAACACGCUCGAAAACAUGGAAAUAGACUCCCUUCUUGAGGCUCUAAAAGAUUUCGAGAAAAAAGGGAAAAAGGAAGUGUCUCCAGUGUUGGACCAGUUUCUAAGUCAUGUCGCUAAGACCGGAGAGACCAUGGUCUCAUGGUCGCAGUUUAAAAGCUACUUUCUGUUCAAACUGGAGAAGGUGAUGGAGGACUUUCGUGCUUCAGCGCCAGAGCAGAGAGGACCAGCGAACCCUAACGUGGAGUCCGUCCCGUUUGAGGAGAUGAAAGAGAGAAUCUUGAAGAUCGUCAAUGGAUACAACGGGAUUCCAUUCACUAUCCAGCGCUUGUGCGAACUCCUCACAGAUCCCAAGAGGAACUACACAGGAACGGAGAAAUUUCUCAGAGGGGUUGAGAAGAAUGUAAUGGUUGUCAGCUGUGUGUAUCCCACCUCUGAAAAAAAUGGAUGUAGUGGUGUUAACAGAAUGAAUGGAGUCAUGUUGCCAGGUAGCACGUCCAUAUUCACAGAAAGGAAAGUGAAUGGGCCUGGAACACCCCGGCCGAUGAACAGACUGAAAAUUUCCCCAUCUAGCUCACUGGCCACAAACGGUCUGCUGGACAGCACCGAAAACAAAGAUUCAAACACAACCGUGGGCCACAGCAAACCUGUUGGUGAUGUGUCAGGUCUUGGGUCACCCUUGAAUAGCUGCAUAAAAAACAAGCAUGCAGGAGAGGAAGAAGACUCGGAGGAAGAGCAACAGGAGGUUAAGAAGCUCAAGUUCAGUGAGGAAGCAGGUGAGGAGGACGAGGAAGAAGACACUGAAGUUGAAUCAGAUGACAAGACCGUUCAAUCUGAGGGGAUGUCCGAUGUGUCAGAAAGCGCUGAGUCACCAUCCUCCAUGAUGGAGGAGAAACAUGAAGGGCAUGAGGAAGAGCGGGAGGAUGCCAUUUCAACGGCAGCUUGUGAGGACCAAGAGCCGUCCAGUACUCAGUCCGAAUCUGCAGAGCGGGAAGUUCCUUCCGGCUCCGCCCAGGAACCCAGUGACAUGGACCAGUCAGAGCAGACAGCUCCUGCUUCCAGCCCUGAGAGGCAGGAUGUGGGAGAGGAGUCUAGUGAGCCGGACAGUAGUAGUAGUAGUAGUAGCAGCAGCAGCAGCAGUAAUGAGCCUACUGCCGGCCCUGCCGCCUCUUCUGACUCCACCCCCAGUGGUGCAGACUCGCCCACAGAGGGCAGCGUGGAGUUGGGGGAUCUAGACUUAGAAAACACAGAAGAGCCUAUGGAGCAGGAUUAAGAAGCUUCUGAAACACAAACUUUGUAGCAUAAACAACAACAACCAGCGUGUGAAGAUUUGAUAACACACUAACAGGACAGGCUCUUUUAACUAGGACCACCGACAGCCUUUUGGUCCAGCAUCACUUACUUUUUCCAGCUCACUUACCUGUUAUGGGUGGACACACUAUGCUGGUGUACAUAUGUGAUGUUUUUUGUUUGUUUGUUUGUUUGUUUAUUCACUUUCUUUUUAGUUUUGUAUUGAAGGUUUUAGACUGGAAGUUUAUUUUCUAUUAUUCCCCCCUCACCUAAGUACCACUGAAUGCAGCUGGUCUUCAAAGGCAUUUCCUCCUCUGUUAUUGUAGAGUCGAGGGAUGAUGAUCUCUCUUUUGGUUCUUUUGUUUUUCUUUUUGUUUUGUUUUUUGGCAAUUUAGUUACACAGACUUGUUCUAGAACAGUAGAUUUCUGCUUGCUUUUGCAGUUUCUCCAAAGACCCAUAAGUUAUUAGAGUUAAAUGCAAGGGCCAUAAAUAUAUGUAUAUAAUUUCCUUUUUUUCCCCUUUCUCCUACGUAGUUUGGGUUGUCAGUUAGGAGUUGUUACAAGUCUGUGUAUGGACCCAUGUAGGAAGUAUGAUCAGAUGGGUAUUGUUUUGUCCAUUGUACACAUGCCCCUUUCCUCACAUUGUUCUCUCCUUUCCCAUAUUAAACUCCUUGUUGUGGCACUCAAGACUGCAAUGAAGGAAGGAGUUUUAUAUAAAAGGUACAUAUACUUAAUGGAAACUAUUUCAAAUUGAUGACCAUUUUUGGUUUACAAAAAAUUAUUUAUACGAACAUUUCAGUAAAUAUUUUUUUUCUGUUGAAAUCUAUCUCUCCAUUUUUUUUUUUUUGUUUUGUUUUUUUUAAGCCAGUCUGAGAAUUAGUCAGAUGAGCUAAAACUGUUUGUGAAAGUGGGAGCGUGUGAGAGGCGCUCGUGUCUAUAUCACGCUGUCUCACCAGUUACAACUGACUGCCUCUACUGCACCUGUACUGUUUUGAUAUUUAGAAUUUUUAAAUUUCUGUAGUUUUGUAGAGCAUUGUGUUCACUGCUGUUUGUGGAUCCAUAUUAUUGUAAGAUCUUUCUGUGUAUACUGAAUGCUUGUGCUUUCAAUGCAGUAUUCAGGUAAAGCAAUAAAUGUUCUGAUUUUAAAUGUGCAAAUGAGGUGUUUUUUCUUUGUUUUUGUUUUUUUAAUUAUCUAAGAGUUUCUAAUUUUUAUUGUACAUAACUUGUGUUAUCUUUGUAAGCAGUGAACAGGAAUUUCAUCUGCUGCACUACACAUAUACAGUACAUGGAGUGAAGUAGUAAUGCAGACUGGUCCAAAUAUUACCACGAAGUUGCUCUUCUGUAUAAAUAACAUUGUUCAUAAGCUAAUUACAUUAAGUUAAUUUUGUAUACACUUACAUUGUACAUUAAAAACAUGGCCAUUUAAAA